Crotalus tigris (Tiger rattlesnake) is the source of this 5871-nucleotide messenger RNA. RefSeq names its product WD repeat domain 82 (gene WDR82). Gene Ontology annotation, cellular component: Set1C/COMPASS complex. The transcript has 9 exons. The record is from RefSeq and is a predicted model, not a curated record. Bases 158 to 1099 code for a protein of 313 amino acids. Gene Ontology annotation, molecular function: protein binding; chromatin binding. NCBI's taxonomy places the organism in Eukaryota, Metazoa, Chordata, Lepidosauria, Squamata, Viperidae.
GCAAAGUCGCUUCGGUCCUUCGCCUGCUCCGGCAUUCUUCUCCCGCCAUUCCCGUCCCUCCCCGCAGAGGUUAAGCCCCGCCCGACUCCGCUUUCCCCUCACCGUGGCCGGCGCCCAGGCCCCGCCGGCUGCUUUUCCCCGCGACGGCGGAGGCGGCAUGAAGCUGACGGACAACGUGCUGCGGAGCUUCCGCGUGGCCAAGGUGUUCCGCGAGAACUCGGACAAGAUCAACUGCUUCGAUUUCAGCCCUAAUGGCGAAACCGUCAUCUCCAGCAGCGACGACGACUCCAUCGUCCUCUACGACUGCCAGGAGGGAAAGCCCAAGAGAACACUUUAUAGUAAAAAAUAUGGAGUUGAUCUCAUCAGAUACACUCAUGCGGCCAACACGGUUGUGUACAGUUCCAAUAAAAUAGAUGAUACUAUCAGAUACCUUUCUCUUCAUGACAAUAAAUACAUUAGAUACUUUCCAGGACAUAGCAAGAGAGUUGUUGCUUUAUCAAUGUCUCCAGUAGAUGAUACCUUUAUAUCUGGCUCACUUGAUAAGACUAUCAGACUUUGGGAUCUUCGGUCACCAAAUUGCCAGGGUCUGAUGCAUCCACAAGGAAAACCUGUAUGCUCAUUUGAUCCAGAGGGGCUGAUUUUUGCAGCUGGGGUCAAUUCCGAAAUGGUGAAACUUUAUGAUCUUCGGUCCUUUGAUAAGGGUCCAUUUGCUACCUUUAAGAUGCAAUAUGAUCGAACCUGUGAGUGGACUGGCCUGAAGUUCAGCAAUGAUGGAAAGCUUGUUCUUAUUUCAACUAAUGGAGGGAUCAUACGACUCAUUGAUGCCUUUAAAGGAGCAGUUCUUCACACAUUUACAGGAUAUAAUAAUAGCAAAGCUGUCACACUGGAAGCUUCAUUCACCCCAGAUUCUCAGUUUAUAAUGAUUGGAUCAGAGGAUGGGAAGAUUCAUGUCUGGAAUGGAGAGACUGGAAUGAAGGUAGCAGUGCUUGAUGGGAAACACACAGGACCCAUUACCUGUUUGCAAUUCAACCCCAAGUUUAUGACAUUUGCCAGUGCGUGCUCCAAUAUGGCCUUUUGGUUGCCAACUAUAGAUGACUAGUCUGAAUUAACCACUUCCAAUGGACAGUUUCCAUACUGUAUUGAAAGCAAUGCAGUAUUUAUAAAGACAACUGCGAAAGUAUUGGAAUUAUGUCACUUGGAGAUGAAUAUUCCCACCUAGUACAUUCUGCAUAUGUCUCCUUUUGUCAAGCUCUUUGCUGCAUCUCCUACAAAGGAUUUCUUCAUGUGGCUAUACAGUUCCUGUUCUGAAAAUCUGAAUAUUUCUUCAGACAUCAAAUUGAAGCAGAACUAUUACAGCUGAAAUCAACUAGCAGCUUUGCUUUGGAGUACAUUUGGAAAGAAUUUUGCCAGUCCUUUGUCUUUGUGGCUGACUUUUAAACUCCCGGGAUUUUGGACUUUGUUAAAAGUACAAUUUCUAACAUAUUCUGUCCUGUUUGAAAUAUCAACAGUAUCCAUGCUAUGUACUCUUGUGCUAUGAAAAGAUACUUUUGUGCCAUACAUACAUACACACAUACAUGUAUAUAGAGAUAGACAGAGAGAUCAAUAUCAAUUGCUACAGGAACAUUGUUAAAGAUGUUUACCCUUAAGUGCUCCAACAGGUUCUGAAUCUGUAGGAAACUAUUCUGAUCCUCUUUGCCAUGGGCAGCUUCUGAAACGAACAGAUACUUGGUGUGUUUGGGUAGAAUGCCGAGCGAUAUAGAAGUCUCAGAUGGGCUGGAUAGAAAUGCACUUCCUGUAUCUCUUCCUUCAGUGUAUCUUUGCAGAUUUUAUAAAUAUAGGGAAGGGGAGAAUGUGGAAGGGUCACUAUUGUUUUUUACUAGCAGGUAUUAAAAAGUAGUAAUAUUGGACCAACACAGUAUUCUGGAAUGAGUGUUAGUGUACUUGUCUUUCUCAGAGUAUUCCAAGUUUCUGUUCUUCCAAGUAUAAAACGUCAUUCUACUGUUCACAAUGCAAAUAGUGCAGCUCCUCCCUCUGCCUACACAGGAGAUCUCCAUUCAUUAAGCACUGGGAUAUUCGGUACAUGGAAGUCGGCCUUUUUCAUUAGCGGGUUGGAUGAAAUUGUACAAUUACCAGCUGAUCUCGUUUUUAUUUCUGCUGUCACUGCAGUAGAAUGAAGGGCCCUGCUUUAACUUUGUCUAAGCAUCCUUUCCAAGAGAGCAGAAAACUUAAACUCACGUUCUUUUAACUUCCUAAGAUUUUAAUUUUAUAAUAUUGAUGCUGCAUUUCCUAUGUCAACGGUGUUGCCUCCGCUACCAUAAUCCGUCAGGACUUGGUAACAAUCUGUACGCUUAAAAAUGCAUUUCAAAGAAGCAUAAUUUCAAUGCUUCACGCUCUAGUUUUCUUAAUAUUAAAAUGCUGCUGUAUUUCCAUCCAUCAGAACAUUUGGAUAAUAUCAGCACCCUUCUUUACUACACUUGGUUUUGCUUGGAAGUGUUCAGAUUCUAUGGAAAUGUUUGCAUUAUUGGUAUUGAACUACAACCUCCAUGGAGUUGUGAUGCAUAAGUCAGCCUGAGCAAUAUAAUAAGGGAAGUUUGUUUGGGUGAAUAAAAGAAUGGGAGAGGGAAUCUUCUAGCUGACAUUAAGCUGACUGUUGGAUUUGUAUUUAAACUGGGUUUUGUGUUUAUAUCCCACAGUACGUUCCUGAGUCAGCGAACAUCUAAUAAUAUAGAUAACUCGAGCUUAGGGAAUGACUGUAGAUAUAUCAAUGUUCUACCUCUUGGCUUAUUUGUGAAAGAUUUUGCAGGCCAGUGAGCGGCAAAUUUGGGACACAGGGAAGGAUUGUUGUUCACAGUGCCCUUUGUGACAAUUCAUUACACAAUACACUAUAUGUUCUUUUUUAUGGCCAGUUCAUCUAGUAAAAUAUAAAUACCAUUUAAUCAUCUUUAGACUUGUUUGUAAUUUUAGCAUCAUUUCUUCACUGACACAAAUCAAUAGAAACAUCUUUUUAAAUCUUGAAUACACUGCCUUUGACCUAGAACUGCUUUUCAUUAAAAUUAAAUUGAGUAAAAGUUAAUUUUUUACUGGGAGUUGAUUGUGGGAUCAUUUUUUUUCCUUUAGAAAUGUUAUCAUUUGCAAUGUAGUCUGAUUUCUUACAUUAUGCAUUUUAAUAACAUACUGCUUUUUUACAUCUGUAUUUGCAGCUUGAAUAUUUUUUAUAAAUAUUUCCAGUCAAGAAUAAAUUACAGUAUUAGGUAUAAGAGAGGAUUGCUGUCCUGUAUAAAUUGAUUUUUAUUCCUUUUUAUUUCAUCUCUUAAGCAUAUCCUUGUGACAAAAUACAUUGGUUGGCUAUUUUAUUACUAUUUUAAAAGCAUAAAUAAAAUCUGAAGCAGCUCAAGAUAGUAACAUAAAUAUGCAAUUGCAUCCAGCCCAUUUUCAUAAUUGUAACCCAUUUGGAUGUUGAAAAUGCAGUGUUAUAUUUUGACUAGCUUGUGUAUUUCCUUCUGUCUUAAAUGUUUUUGGACAAAAUACCAUUUUUUAAAAAAAAAUUGUCAAUUUAGUAUUAAGUGAUUUCGCUAAAUAUACUGCCUAAUUCCUCAAAUGUUUUCUAAAGUACGUCUAGUGUAAUUCUGCAGAUUGCUCUAGUGAUCCUCUCCUUCCUCUACUAUUUUGGUGGCUGCCAUUGUAAUAUUGUAAUCCAAAAAUGAAAGUGUCUCCAUUGCAAGGGAGAAAGUAAAAGGAAAGUUACUUUUUUCAAUUUUAUUUUCCAGUGCCCUUUCCAAUUUGUUCAAAAGCAUUUUCACAAAAUAAUCAAAUAACAUCUCUUUUAAAUUUUCUUAACAUUAGUUCAAUCUUAUGCUUUUUUAUCAAAUGUUUUUAAAUUUUAAAUUUUCCUUUUGUAAUCCACAAACGUUGAUUCACCAAGUUGAAUUCUCUUACCCUGCUGCUCCAAAAAUCUCUAUAGCUGUAAAUUAAUUACAUCCAAGUUUUUAAGAAAUUAUUGCAUCGCGGUUAUGAGCUUGAUUGAAAUCCCUCAAUUCCCAGCCACUUACUCAUGGCCCAACAACCACCUUAGUUUCUGCAAUCUAUUCACAAGGAGUAGUAAUCCAGAGUACAAGUGGGCGAUCUCACAAUUUCUUCUUUAUCCAGAAAGCCUGUUGGGAAGUAUUUAUCUGACCGCCAAUCUAUGCUUCAGUGCCAUCCCAGCGCCUUCAAGGAUAUUUAGUCCAUCAUGAAUUUCUCAUAACAAGAUGUCAAUGCUGCUAACAUUCCAAAAGAAGCUCUUCACAAGAAGCAUCAAGUUACACUAUACAAUGUGCAAAUGACCAAAUUAAGGGAAUUAACAGCAGGUAAACAUUAUUGAAUGUAUUUUUCAAUGACACGACUAUAAUUUCCAAUGCAAAAGAACUUCAAGAAUGUGUCAGUCUUCAGCUUAACAGUUAAUUUCAAAAAAUCCACAAUAAUUGGCAUUUAUACACUCCAUAAACAAAAAUAUUUCUUAUACCUCAGAUCUUCCCCUUCAAAUUUAGGCAACUGGGAAUUAGCAUAUUAAAUAAUUAAAGCUACUCCAUAAUGAUCAUAGCCCUGCUUGGAAUUUUUAAAAAUAUGAUUUAUGUAAACAUUUUGAAUGGUAUAGCAGCAGCAAAGGUGUGCUUCCAUAAUUGAUUUCAAACCCUCUCAAAAAAUAAAUGUUGACAAAAUUCUAAUUGGCAGAAACAAGUUUAAUUUUGUUUUAAAUCAACAUAUACCAUAAAAAGAAACAUGCCACAAAAAAAAGGGCAUCUCUUAAAAAUAUAGUAAACAGUUGACUGGCAUGAACCAUGCCUUGAAUUCUACCAAACAAAGGUCUGAAAUAUAAAAUGCUCAGUGCUGGAAUAAGUAUCUCUUUUCUCCCCAAUAGUUCGAAUUAAGAAUUUCAAUAACUACCCAAUUUGGAGGAUGACGGUUUCAGAAUUUAUUCUACAUAUUUCAGUUCUAACUCUGUUGAGAGUUAAGGCACCAGGCUAGAAGGAAUGAGACCGUGAAUUCAAAUCUCACCUCAUAGGGUUGCUGUUGUGGGGAAAAUGGAAAGAAGAUGUGCUGGAUAAGUUCGCUGCCUUGACUUAUUUGUAAAAAUAAUGAAGAUGGACUAGAAAAAACAUACUUGAAAUAUAUGAUGGCAAUAUACGAUGGACUAAAAGAAACUCAACUUAAGAGCGAGAGGAACAAUUGGGUUUUAUUUAGAAAUAAAGAUUAAAUAUUAAAUUAAAAUUAAAGGUAUUUGCCAAUCUCUAUUGCGCAUCAAGGAUUUUUUAUCAGUAUUCAUAAAGAAAUUAUAUCUUAAAACUUUUACAUCAGUGGCAUCAAGCUCCUAUAUGUCUUCUCAACAUUUAGUGAGAUGCUGGUGAAGCUGACAGUCAAAGGGAACAUUCUUCCAUCUUUGGUGAGAAUGCAAUAAAGUACUGGAAUUUUGGAAGAAUGUGUUUAAAGAAAUAUAUAACUAAACAAAAGAUUCAAUUGCUAUGCAUAUUUGAUGGCUAGAUUAAGAAAUCACAGAAUAAAAAACAUUAAAUUUUUACCUAUUGCAGCUCAAUUGAUUAGUUAAGCAAUUUGGAAUACCUGGAAAAUAGUUCAAUGGAGAGAUGGAAAGAUAACAUCUGGUUAUACCUUUAUCUGAAAAAGUAUCUGAUAAAAUCAUUUCUGUGACAAGCCAAAGGAAUGAAACUUUAUAAUGAAUCGUGAAAUGUCACUACUUACGUAAGACAAUCAUCCUGGAAAUAGCUUAUUUCAAAGACUGGGUAUAUUAAAAUGUACCAGUACUAUGUAAUUUUUUAAAAAUGCAUUUAAAGCUAAUAAAUAAAAAUGAAAUGACCUUGCUAUUGCAGACAAAUGAGA